GCUGUGACGGCCCUGGUUCUGAAUCCUGUAGCGUCUCAUCGGGGGAGGGCGUCCCAGCAGCCGCUCCCUGCAGCAGCGCUGCCACGCACUGCCUGUGUCCCUGUGGACCGCACCGCCGCCCGCUUCAGGACCCCGGGAGGCUCCGCUGCUUCUCCGCCGCCGCCGCCGCCCCCUCCGCCGCCUCCUCGGAGCAGAAUGCGCUGAUCUCCGCUCGCUCUGCGGAAGGAUGAUUUCUGUCGUCUCCACUGUAGAGAGCGUUCCCAGAGGCACGGGCAGCCCGGCCCCGAGUCUUUACCAGCGGAUCAGGAAGGUCUUAACCAGGGAUCUGUUGGUGACCCUGGCCCUGGGUCAGGUCCUGUCCUUGUUAAUCUGUGCUAUCGGUCUGACCAGCAAGUACCUGGCUGACGACUUCCACGCUAACACGCCGGUGUUCCAGAGCUUUCUCAACUACAUCCUGCUGUUUCUGGUCUACACCACCACACUGGCAGUCAGGCAAGGGGAAGGCAACUUGCUGGCCAUUCUGAAGCAGCGCUGGUGGAAAUACAUGAUUCUGGGUUUGAUAGACAUCGAGGCCAACUAUCUGGUCCUUAAAGCUUACCAGUACACUACGCUCUCCAGCGUACAGCUGUUAGACUGCUUCGUCAUCCCGGUGGUCCUGCUGCUGUCCUGGUUCUUUCUCUUGGUGAGGUACAAGGCAGUCCACUUUGUCGGGGCAGGACUGUGUCUGCUGGGUAUCGGCUGCAUGGUGGGAGCUGACAUCCUGCUUGGUCGGCAGCAAGGCCUCGGAGAGCAGAAGCUGUUUGGGGAUCUUCUGGUUCUGGGAGGAGCAACACUGUGUGGGAUCUCCAACGUCUGCGAGGAGUUCAUCGUGAAGAACCUGAGCCGUGUGGAGUUCCUCGGCAUGAUGGGACUCUUCGGAUCCUUCUUCAGCGGCAUCCAGCUGGCCAUCAUGGAGCACAAGGAGCUGCUGAAGGUGCCCUGGGACUGGCAGAUAGGUCUUUUCUACGUGGGUUUUAGUGCCUUCAUGUUCAGCCUGUACAGCUUCAUGCCGGUGGUGAUGAAGAGAACGAGCGCCACCUCGGUCAAUCUCUCUCUGCUCACAGCUGACCUGUACAGCCUCUUCUGUGGCCUCUUCCUCUUCCACUACAAGUUCUCGGGCCUCUAUCUGUUGUCGUUCUUCAUCAUUAUCUUGGGCCUGGUCCUUUACUCUUCCUCAUCUACCUAUGUGGCCCAGGACCCGCGAGUCUACAAGCAGUUUAGGAACGCAGGCAGCCGGCCGGCCACCGACCAGCCCCCGCUCAGUCCUGGAAUCCUGGAACCCUCCGUCACCUACACCAGCCUGGGCCCUGAGGCGGGGGACGAGCUUCCUGUACGUGUAGCCUAAGGUGAUGUGGGAGGGAGUUUAGUCUGUCAGCCUGGUGGAUCAGUGAGUCAGCUGCACUCCAGCUGUACGCAGAGAAAUGGUGCUGGCUGUACCCAGUCUGCUGAGCAGGGCAGCUGGGUGAUCACCCAGGUAGGUCCAGGUUUUCAUUUUAUGGCCUGUGUUGAGGGACGGACUCUCCACCCGCUCAGUGACCGAGUUAACACAAAUUCAUGUACCUGAAAGAUGAAUGGCCAGAAUGUAAUUAAAACAAACAGCACAGCGAGUGAAAGUGUUGCGUCCACUGUGAUCAAAGACAGUAGUGAGUGAAAAGCAGCAUUCUUGUUCUACAUGGAAGUGUCAUUGUAUUUCAUCUCCUGUUUUCCUUUUAAAGCUGUCAAGAAUGUUUGUGCUUUCCACCUGCAUAUGUGCUACAGCUGCCUUCAUUUCCUAUUAUCCUGAAAGCUGCAGUUUUCCACAUGCUUAGUGGGAGAAGUCUCCCCACCGUUCACUGAAUUCAUUCCCCAACAAGCAUCACACAAACCUACGCUGGUUCGGAAAUAUUGCGUCAGGUUGAAGCUACCGAAGGUUUGUCCUCUGUGUUUUUUCACAUGGUGGAUCUUUUCUAGGCUGGUACAAAUCUAUUUCGAUUUAAUAUAUUUACGUUUGACUACCCUCCAGAGUGGGGAAGGCUUUAAGACAGCAUUUAGACCUUCAUCUCGAAGAAGAGUUUACUUACAGUAAAUGAACUGAUGAAACAUCGAAAUGAUAAAAUUAGAGACUUUAUUUUUGGUGCGUGGUUGGGGGGGGGUUACUUGGACUCAUGACUUUGGCAUUCAUGUUCGGAUUACUCUUACUCCCUGUAUUCCUCCCCUAAUUAAAAAUCACCACAUCUUCAGAUCUUUCAGAAUGCUGCAGCUGGGAUUUUAGCUGGUGCCCAACAUGUACCUCCACAUGUACCUCCAUUUUACUCCUAUUGGCCACCAGGCAGAUCAGUCCAGUGGCUUACUAUAACAGAGACCCGGCCAGGGCGAUAAAAAGGUUAGAUAUACAGGCUUUUAGUCCCUAGUAUAGGUCAAACACUGGAUCCUACACUUCCCACAGUGCAACUUGCUAAUGUCCAUCACAGAGUUGUGGAGUGAGAGAAGCCAUUUUGUUCCCAUUCACUUUUCCCCAUAGACUCACUGCAUUAGAAAGUAUCUGGUUCUUUGAUAAAAAGUUUCAGGUACAAGCUUCACAAAAUAAUUCGAGGUAGACGUUAAACUACAACAUUUCCCCAAGAAACAUUGAGUCACAGAGCUUAAACCGCGUGAUGUCCUGUGUGAUGUCUGCGAGCGCCGGGCGGAAGCUAAAGAUGACGACGCUGAGAAAACUGAAGACGAUCUGCACUUCGGUCACUUCCCUCUGAAAGUCUGGUUCAACUGUGGGUGAAUUCCACAACUAUGGCGCCGUGUUUUGUUGUCAACUGUAACAACAAAGUUUUUUUGAAUUCGUUACCGCUCUGAGUCGCACCUCUGACUGCCUCUUCUCCAUGCCAACAAUGGCCAGGGCUCAUGGGUAUUGUAGUAUUUAGACCCAUUUGCCACACUAAAAAUGACAAACCAAGUUGGAAUAAUUCAAACUGGGGGCCAUUACAUAAGCCUCUAGGCUUGUUCCGUUAUCCGGGAGAGUCCCGUGUUUGUGCUGAGUAACAUUAAGGAUAUCGUUUCAAGAAAAAAUGAAAAUGGAAUACAGAAUGGGGAAAACACUUCCAAAACCAGCAGCCCCUCUCGCUUUGCAACUCUAUUCGACUCUCCCUGCCUGUUAAACAGCCAAGGCUUCCAGACUGUGUGAUGCAGGCUCUCUGUUGGUCUCCCAUCACACGCUGAAAUAACCCUGAUGACAUCACUGUGAUGUUAUUUUCGCAGACUUGACGAAGCUCAAGUCAAAGUGUUUUCGGAGGCUGCGUGGAGCUAAUCGUGACCAUUGGUCUACUGUUUUACACUGAGAGAGAAACGCAGCACUGCUGUAUUGUUGGUUCUGCUAUAAUGGAAUGCAGUGAGUGGUCAGGAAGUCACAGAAUGGAGGUUCAAUGUGUUUGCCAGCUGAAAAGGAAGAAAGAAGAGAUUUCUUCAUUUUCGGAUUGUUUUGCCAUUUCACUGUAGACAGCCAACACAAUCUGAAAGCACUGCUGUGAACAGAACCAUGUUUCUAUGUCCGGCGUAUUUUCAGCUGUAUUAACACCAGUGUGGCCCUGGCCUUAAGGUCUGUUUUCAUGAGACAGUGCUGAGAUGCCUUACCUGAUGGUUUGGACAGAGACGUAGGCAGAGCAGGUGCAGUUCAGUGAUUUAAUUACAGAAAAGACUUACAAGGAGUACCAGGCAGGCAGUGACCAAUACCAUGGACCAACCCAAACCAAGGCAAACACAUCCGAGUGAGCAGGCAGAAAACCCCAAAGUCCAUAACAGAACACAGAAACAUCCAGCAGAUACAGGAAACACUGAAGAAGGGCUGGGUUCGGCUUGACACAACUGACAAAGAACAGGAAGAACACAGACUCGAACUCAGGUGAAGGGAGAAAACGAGACACAGGUGAAACUAAUCAAAACUGGCGGGAAAAGACAGACAGUAAAACUACAGAAGACACACGAGGCAGAACGCUCACAAAAUGAAACAGGAAAUAACACUACUAAACCCCAACCCACAACAUUAGCGCCCAAAUCCAACUGAGCACGUGGGUCAAACCUCGGCUGCUUCUUACUGCUCAGUGUGCACACCGGCGCUGAGAAGACCACUGUGUCGUGUGCUCGAGGCGUUAGCAUUAUUGGGCUUAAUGUAUUGUUUCUUCUUUCCUGACUAUUUUAGUCCUAAUUCUGUUGAAACGUAAUGUUGCGAGCAAUAUCUUUUUCUGUUGCACUUUGACUUACAGGAGCGACGUCACGGGGUUGACUGGGCUGAAGAUAAAGCUGCAUAGUUGGUUCACUUUAUGCCUGUAUGGAAUUUCCUGCCUGGAUUAUUUACAAAGGACUUCCAUUAUUCUCGUCUUUUCAUUGGCUUUUGUAUCCUGUUUGAUGUAGUGCUUUGGAGUUGCUGUCAACAAUGAUGUUACUUAUAGUAAAAUAAAGCAUCUUUGUCAGAA
Siniperca chuatsi (mandarin fish) is the source of this 4478-nucleotide messenger RNA. RefSeq names its product solute carrier family 35 member F1 (gene slc35f1). Lineage: Eukaryota; Metazoa; Chordata; Actinopteri; Centrarchiformes; Sinipercidae. Gene Ontology annotation, molecular function: transmembrane transporter activity. Gene Ontology annotation, biological process: transmembrane transport. Bases 227 to 1384 code for a protein of 385 amino acids. Gene Ontology annotation, cellular component: membrane. The transcript has 8 exons. The record is from RefSeq and is a predicted model, not a curated record.